This is a messenger RNA of Camellia sinensis, 1760 nucleotides long. RefSeq names its product high-affinity K+ transporter 1 (gene HKT1). Gene Ontology annotation, molecular function: sodium ion transmembrane transporter activity. Gene Ontology annotation, biological process: transmembrane transport; monoatomic cation transport. Gene Ontology annotation, cellular component: plasma membrane. The record is from RefSeq and is a predicted model, not a curated record. NCBI's taxonomy places the organism in Eukaryota, Viridiplantae, Streptophyta, Magnoliopsida, Ericales, Theaceae.
UCCCUUCAAGUGUGGUCAAGCCAUUUCACCCAUCAUCAAGUUAAGAUGGAAGACCUUGCUCAUUUUAGUAAGAAAACAAAGCACACGUUUAACUCUUCAUGCUCUAAAUUGGCUUCCUUUUGCCACUCAUGUUGCACUUUAUUUUCUUCCUACUUUCAUGUCCUAAUCUUUCGUCUAAACCCAUUUUGGGUUCAACUUCAUUACUUUAUCAUUUUUUCUCUCAUGGGUUACUUGGCUUUGAAGGUUUCAAAGCCAAGAACAGCACCCUCGUUUCGACCUAAGGACUUGGACUUGUUCUUCACCUCUGUGUCUGCAACCACAGUUUCUAGCAUGUCAACAGUAGAAAUGGAGGUUUUCUCCAACACCCAACUUGUUAUUAUUACCAUUUUGAUGUUAUUGGGUGGAGAAGUUUUCAACUCCAUGCUUGGACUUCAAGUGAUGAGGUUCAAGCUCACCAAAAAUUGUGGAAGUAGAAGUGGAACAAAAAAUAUAGAGGAUUCAGUUAAUACUGAUUCUGUUUCUUUACACUCACCAAAUGAUCUCAAUCACAUCGAGUUGGGUUUAGGCAACGAGCAUCUGAAGUACAACUCGAUCAAGUAUUUGAGUUAUGUGGUGCUUUGUUAUCUCUUACUAGUUCAUAUAGGAGGUUCUACUUUGAUUUCUAUCUAUAUAAUUCAUGUUCCAAGUGCAAGAGAAAUACUCAGCAAUAAAGGCCUUCAGAUACAAACAUUUUCUGUGUUCACAACCGUCUCUACAUUAUCAAGUUGCGGUUUCAUCCCGACAAAUGAAAACAUGAUGGUUUUUGUUAAGAAUUCAGGUAUGCUCCUACUUCUCAUUGCUCAGGUCCUCCUUGGAAACACCUUGUAUCCACCAUGCUUACGAUUUCUGAUAUGGGUUCUAGAGAAAGUCACAAUGAGGGAAGAAUUCGGUUACUUGUCAAAGAACUACAGGCAACUUGGAUAUGAUUAUUUGUUGUCUGGUUUGCAUUCUUUGUGGCUGGUGGCCAUUGCUUUUGGGUUCAUAUUGGUUCAAUUCAUAUUAUUUUCUACCUUGGAGUGGAACGCAGAAUCCAUGAAUGGUCUAAAUUCUUAUCAAAAACUUGUGGGAUCGUUAUUUGAAGUUGUGAAUUCAAGGCAUAUUGGAGAAUCUGUUGUCGAUCUCUCUAACAUCUCUCCUGCAAUCUUGGUGGUGUUCAUUCUAAUGAUGUAUCUUCCUUCAUAUAUUUCAUUUUCCCUUGCUGAUGAUUGUGUAAAGGGAUCAACAAAUGAGAAAAAGAGCACACAACGAAAGAAGUUUGCGGAUUAUAUAUUGUUCUCACAGCUCUCUUAUUUAGUCAUCGUCAUCGUUAUCAUUUGUAUUACUGAGAGACAAAAAAUGAAGGAAGAUCCUCUCAACUUCAAUGUUUUAAACAUCACCUUUGAAGUAGUAAGUGCAUAUGGAAAUGUGGGGUUCUCAAUGGGUUAUAGUUGUAAGCGGCAAUUGAAAUUUGGUAUCUACUGUAAAGAGUCAUGGUAUGGAUUUGUUGGAAGGUGGAGUAACAAGGGAAAAGUCAUCCUCAUUCUUGUUAUGUUCUUUGGAAGGCUUAAGAAAUUCAGCAAUCAUGGUGGUAGAGCUUGGAAACUAUCAUAACAAUACUACAUAUAUCAAUGUCAUGUACAUAUCCAUGUAUUGCUUUUUGCACUUCCCUCUUUGUUGAUGUAAGUUUUUGUAUGUAUUGCUUUCUUCAUCAAUAAAGUUUCUUUUUGCUGAUAAAAAAAAAA